CGGCUCAGACUCGGCCAUCAGACGCUCAGCGUGACUGCCGUGCUGCCGCCGGCUCGGCUAAGAUCGCGGCACACGACAUCGGCCAUGAUGCGCACGCGCCGCCGCACCCUGCCGCAGAAGGAGCGUGCGGCUUGAUGAUGCGGAUGCGGCCGUGAAGUGCACUCGACCCGCGGCGUCUUGCUUUCGUUUGCCUCGCCUGCGGGAAGAACGCAGAGAGGCAGGUGCGGGUGGAGGUAUAAGACAGGCCGCUGCCGCACGACGGCGAACGCACCCUUCCACCAACACACCCGUGCCUCUCUCACCCCACCACCACACACACACCCUCACACUAGCUACCAUGGCCGUCCCGAAGCAGCACCGCGCCGCCCAGGUCGUCGGCAAGGACAAGCUGCAGGUCAACACCGUCGACACGCCCACGCCCGGCGUCUCCGAGGUGCUCAUCAAGGUCUCCGCCAGCGGCGUCUGCUACUCGGACCACUUUGCCGCCGCCGGCAUCAUGGGCCCGGGCGCCGAGGGCAAGAUCGUCCCCGGCCACGAGGUCGUCGGCCACAUUGUCGCCGCCGGCGCGGGCGUGGCCAAGGAGUGGGCCGAGAACACGCUCGUCGGCCUCGGCUGGAACGGCGGCUACUGCGGCACCUGCGCCAACUGCCGCAAGGGCGACUUCACCGCCUGCGCCGGCGGCCGCGUCACCGGCAUCACGCAGAACGGCGGCCACGCCGAGUUCGUCGUCGCCGACCAGUCGGCCCUCGUGCGCCUGCCCGAGGAUGCCGGCAUGAGCCACGCCGAGAUGGCGCCGCUGCUGUGCGCCGGCAACACCGUCUGGGAGGCGCUGCAGUGCUCGGGCGCCAAGGGCGGCGACGUCGUCAUCGUGUCGGGCCUCGGAGGCCUCGGCCACCUCGCCAUCCAGUACGCGCGCAAGCUCGGCUUCUACGUCGUCGCCGUGUCGGGCUCGCCGGACAAGGAGGAGCUGGCCAAGAAGCUCGGCGCGCACGUGUACUUCAGCGCCAAGGACGACCUCAAAAAGGAGAUCAAGGAGAAGCUUGGCGGCGCCGCCGCUGCCAUCGCCACGGCACCGUCGGCCGAGGCCAUCUCGUCGCUUGUGCCGCUGCUCGGCCGGCGCGGCAUGGUCGUCGUCGUCGGCGUGCCCACGGACGGCAAGCCGAUCGAGGUGAACCCGAUGGACCUGAUCAGCUCCAUCGGCGGCGUGCGCGGCAUGACGUGCGGCUACGCGGCCGAGAACGAGGCGAGCAUCCGCUUCUCGGUGCAGCACGGCGUGAAGAGCAUGGUCACGGAGUACCCGCUCGACAAGGCGCAGGAGGCCUACGACGACGUCAUGGGCGGCAAGCCGCGCUUCCGCAACGUCAUCGUGUUCAAGUAGACGCUUCGCUGCUGGCCCUUUCUCGCUGCGCAC
This is a messenger RNA of Tilletiopsis washingtonensis, 1411 nucleotides long. Its product is annotated as ADH-HT oxidoreductase-like protein. The record is from RefSeq and is a predicted model, not a curated record. Lineage: Eukaryota; Fungi; Basidiomycota; Exobasidiomycetes; Entylomatales. Gene Ontology annotation, molecular function: oxidoreductase activity; zinc ion binding. Bases 338 to 1378 code for a protein of 346 amino acids. The transcript has 4 exons.